Molecule: messenger RNA, 2679 nt
Organism: Meleagris gallopavo (turkey)
Lineage: Eukaryota; Metazoa; Chordata; Aves; Galliformes; Phasianidae
Source: RefSeq, a predicted model, not a curated record
UAUAAGAAAGAAGUUUUUUACAAUAAGGGUGGUGAAGCACUGGAACAGAUUUGCCCAAAGAGGUGGUGGAAUCCCAUUCCUGCAGACAUUAAGCAAGGGCCUGCCCACUGGAAGGAGGUUUUUCCUGUCGCUAAUGGAGACCGCCAGUCACCAAUCGACAUCAAAACUGAGGAAACCAAGUAUGACCCCUCCCUCCGUCCUCUAAAUCCCAAUUAUGAUCCAGCUUCUGCUAAAAUCAUCCUGAACAACGGGCACUCCACCAGUGUUGAGUUUGAUGACACUGUGAACAAAUCAGUGCUGACCGGGGGGCCACUCUGUGGGACCUACAGGCUGCGCCAGAUCCACUUCCACUGGGGUUCCAACGACGAGGCUGGCUCUGAGCACGCUGUGGAUGGGAUGAAGUAUGCAGCAGAGCUUCAUGUAGUUCACUGGAAUGCUGAAAAAUAUUCCAGUUUUGUCGAGGCAGCUCGUCAGUCAGAUGGAUUGGCAGUCAUGGCUGUGUUUCUGAAGAUUGGUGAAUGCAACCCUCAGCUGAAGAAGAUCACUGACCGCCUGGACACCAUCAGAAUCAAGGGUAAGAGAGCGUUAUUCACCAACUUUGAUCCUAGUUGCCUGCUUCCCAAAUCCCUGGACUACUGGACUUACUUUGGCUCUCUCACUGUUCCACCUCUUCUUGAAAGUGUCAUCUGGAUUGUCCUGAGAGAGCCCAUAAGUGUUUGUUCUGAACAGCUCGCCCAAUUCCGCAGCCUCCUGAGCACAGCUGAGGAUGAGGUGGCCUGCUGCCUGCUGCGGAACUACCGCCCUCCACAGCCCCUAAAGGGCCGAGAAGUCAGAAGGAAUUAAAGAUGUAAAGCAAGAACAGGCCACCACUGACACCAAAGGCCCAAUUGUCGUUGCUAAUAUACUUUGUGAUUUUUAUUUUUAUUUUUUUGGUGAGUUGUUCUAACAGACAGGUGUUGUUUGAUUACUGGUUACUAUGCAGUCAUUUCUCACAGACAGAAAUGUCCUGAGCUUUGGCAGUUCCAUCACUGAUGUGGACAGGUCAAUGUGUUUGUGUGCACUGGUGUGGGAGCAUUGAGAUGCUGGUGUUACAUGCACAGAGUGUUAUCAGAAGGAUUUGCUGCGGUGAAGGAGUUGUCAAGAAAUUGUCACCAAAUUACUGGACAGGAUCCCUGGUAUUAAUGGCAGUACAGGAUGUUCUGGAAUUACUCUUCUGGUCUUUAAUGUAACAUUUAACUUAGUGAAGACUUUGUAUAUGUUGGAUCAUAUCAGAUGGAUUAGGUAUUCCUGAGUUCUGCUGUAUAGAGUGAUGAAAUUGUCCUGAACCUUGAAAACUGCACAGUCACAAAGGGAUCUGUGAGUUCAUGCCUAAAUCCAGUCUGUAGCAUCUGGAGAACAAUAAGGACUGAAUACCACGUCUAUGUAGCAUCAGAAUCCUACCACAUUAAAUAGUCUUCAAGAGACAGAGACAGCCCUUGCUUUAGACUGGUUCAUAUAAUUCACACAGCAUUGCUCAGGAAUGGAAUAUCUCCUAGGUGCAUGCUGAAGCUCUCCUGUUGCAGAUGAACUUGAGUCACUGCACUUGUAUUCAAAGACCAAAGACAGCCUUUAAGCCAAAGAAAUCAGAAUCAAAUCAAUAUCCAAUAAAAGAUCAGUUCAUGGUAGCAAUGUCUUGAAAUGUCUGUCUUUAGUCAACUGACCUGAGCUUGUGUUAUUCUCAGGAGCUUUUUUUUUAAUUAUUUGUAUCUCAUCGUUUGUUUUAAGCCAAUUUAAUUGUUGUUAUUUUCAAUAAUAAUGAAUUUGCCAUAGGAUAUAGCUUGUAUAGGUAGAUUACCCUAAAACUGUGAGAACUAGAUAGUGAAAACCAGCAGUACUGGAGAGAGGCAGCUAAAGAUUUCAUGGGCAGCAAUUGCCUCUGUAAUACCUCUGACCUUAUCUUCCACAACUACUCUCUAUCAGUUUGUUUUUUCAUAGGUUUUAUAUACUGUGCCUCUUACCUCUACAGGUCUUUUUGUCUUAGAUGGGCAAAUAUGAGGGAAAUCACAACAGGAUUGUCUUUAUAUACCUUCUUUAACUGAAUAAAAUAGACAUAGAGUCAUAGAUAUUUUAGCUUAGUUUGAGACAGGUGUAUUUUACUAUUUUUUUUUUUUUUUUUACCUUCUCCUCCCCAGAAUAUAGGUGCUACUGCUGCAAGGCCUCUUAAUGCCUUCUGAUUGUUUUCUGAAGGAAUGAACACAAAUAGGCUAUUGGAUAAAUAUAAGACAUUUGGCAGCAGCAGUUGCAAAUAGUAACCAAAGAGGAAAAACCUGCCGGCACUUUUUGUUUUCUGACAUAGGAAGAAGAAUGCAGCUGAAAAGACAUCAGUCUGCUUCUUUCUGAGUGAGGAUGUCUGCAAGGUGUGCGCGGAGAGAAUGAGAGUGUGUUGUGUGUUUUCAUACCCUUUGUAGAUUUAAUGUUGGAUCUGAUACAUUUUUUGGUCAUGUAAGUAGCUGCAGAAUAUGAAAAAAAUGUUAACAAAUCACAUGAAACUUAUACAACUUUCUUGCUGAGAUGAGAAAGCAGUAAGGCUUUGUAUCAGAAACAAAACUUGUACAUGUUUUUAUGUAUUGAAAAUAGUGGAAUUGAUCCAGUGCUUUGAUAUUUAUGAGGAUUUUAUCAAAAUAAAAAAUUGAUUUAUGA